AUGGAAAUGGAAAUGAGCUUAAUUAAAGAUUGUCUUUUUAAAGAGAAUAGGAUCAUUAAGGAAUUACACAAAGGGCAUCUUGGUGCAGGGAAAACGAAAUUGUUGGCAAGAGAUUAUUUGUGGUGGCCUACUCUAAACGCUGAAAUAGAUCAGGAGGUGAGAAACUGUGAUACGUCUGUAAAAGUGUUCGAACGCGUGCACAUCGACUUUGCACAGUUUGAAGGUAGCAAUUUCUUGGUAUGUGUUGACACACUUAGCAAGUUUCCUAUCAUUAGAAGAAUGAGAGAUAUAACUACGAUGUCUACAAUCAAAAAAAUAUUAAAGAUAAUCAGUAUGUUUGGUAUACCCAAUAUGAUAAUCAGUGAUAAUGCAACAUCACCUCUACAAACUACUAGUAAUACUACAUCAGAAAUUUCAGAAACUGAUUCUUCUCAAAAUAUGAAUGAAGCUAAUCUAGAAAAUCAAGAGGAGGAAGAUGGAGUAGGAGAUUAUGGUGUUUCAUUAUUACAUUUUGAUUUUAAAACAAAUAAAGACGAAGAAGAGACUCAAUCAUCUUCAUCUAGCUGCUCAGUCUCUCAUUGUCAAGAAGCAACUAUGUCAAAAAAGUCCUCUAAUGGUUCAAUUCAAAUCCCUGGUGACCUUGGCCAGAAUAAACCAAAUCAAAUCAAAUUAAACAAUUACGCGAAAAAAGAUAUCCAUGGAAGGCAAAGAUCAUUUCAAAAAUCAUGGUAUAGAGGCCGAGACUGGUUGGAGUAUAGUGUAGAAGCUGACGCUGCCUUUUGUUUUCCAUGUAGGAAAUACUUGUGUAAUCUAAGUGAUGAAUUUGGACAAACGGGAUUCAGAAAUUGGAAAAAUGCGUUAGCUGCCAAGAAGGGACUGCUUAAACACGAGAGCUCAAAAGCUCAUUUAAAUUCAAUUACAAUAUGGCAUGAUAAAAAUCAAAAUAUAAACAAUGGUACAGAAAUAACUAAAAUGUUGGGAGGUGAUCAAAUUAAUCGUAAUCAAUAUUAUAUUAAAUCAAUAUUUGAUUUGAUGCUGUUUCUUAGCAUACAAGAGCUACCUUUCCGUGGGACUGGUUCAACAAAUAUUACGGAUGCUGCAAAAGAUGAAAACAUAAUUUAUUCUUCUGGACUAUUUAUAGCAAUGUUUUCCUACACCAUCCAAAAAGACCCUGAAUUAAAUAAAAUUAUGAAAUUUAUACCCCAAAAUGCCCAGUAUACAUCACCACAGAUUCAAAACGAAGUAAUAUCCAUUAUGGCAGAUAUGGUGCUUGAACAUAUUUCAGACAAAUAUAAUAAAAGCGAGAUGCCUUUUUUUUGUCUUAAGGCCGAUGAGACAAAAGAUGCUUUAGGUUGUGAAAAUCUGAGCAUAAUAAUUCGCUAUAUUUUUUCUGGAGAAAUCCAAGAAAAUUUAAUAGGAAUCAUUAAUUUAGAGUGUCUUUCUGCUGAAAGCAUUACAGAUUGCAUUUUAAAGCAACUUAAUGAUCUAAAUAUUAAUUCAGCUAAUAUAAUAAGCCAGUCAUAUGAUGGUGCAAACGUUAUGUCUGGCCGAAAUGGAGGAGUGCAAACACUUCUUCAAAAAAAAUUAAUAAAAUUGUUCCUUUUAUACAUUGCUACAACCACAAGUUGCAUCUUGUAA
Gordionus sp. m RMFG-2023 is the source of this 1638-nucleotide messenger RNA. RefSeq lists its product as uncharacterized. The coding region runs from base 1 to 1638 and encodes 545 amino acids. The record is from RefSeq and is a predicted model, not a curated record. The transcript is spliced from 6 exons. Gene Ontology annotation, biological process: DNA integration. Lineage: Eukaryota; Metazoa; Nematomorpha; Gordioida; Chordodea; Parachordodidae. Gene Ontology annotation, molecular function: nucleic acid binding.